GAUUGCGAACACAGACACACACAGAGAGACACACACAGCGGGUUUUACAGUCAGUGACGGGAACUCUGCAGGACAAAAGACUUUCUUUUUAAUUUACCCUAUACAAUUGUUUUGACUGGGACCUUUUCUACUGAACGUGAAUAUAACUUUUAUAAUUAGAUAACUCUGUUUUUUUUAGUUAUUUAUUCUAAUUUCUGGACAAAAAAUAUUUAUAAGGAAAUUUAAACUAUUUGUCAAACUUUAUUUUUGCUAAUCUUCCACUUGAAAUGUUGAAACCGGCAUUUUAUUUAGGUAAAUGUAACGUAUCUGAAUACCAGCGACCUAAUUCUGGUAAAUGUGCAGUAAUUCUGUAACCAUAAGUCAUCACAGGAAUUCAUCAGCAGUGUAUUUUCGGAACAGCGUCACUCGCUGACAGCGGGACCCGCGCGGAGAGUUUAUCUGUGGAUUUUAAAAGACCCUCUUCAGCCACGUCGAAACUCUAAUAGGCACUUUAAUUUCAUCUGCACUGAAAGAUGCUCCAGAAUGGAAAGUCCGACGCGUCCGAGCCCGAGCCGAAGCCCGAAGUGCAAAGCGAGAAGACCGAAGCGAGCGAGAGCGAGAUCGCCGCGUCUCACCCAGAGAGCCAGUCCGCAGACACCGACUCUACUCAGUUCCCCCUGCCCGUCUAUCCCAAACUGGAAAUCAAGCGCCAUGCCGUGACCGAUGACUACAAAGUCUCCAGUCAAGUGUUGGGUCUGGGUGUCAACGGCAAAGUAGUGGAGUGCUACAAUAAGAAAACCGGACAAAAGUGCGCGCUGAAGAUUCUAUAUGAGUGUCCCAAAGCCCAGAGAGAAGUGGAACUGCACUGGCGAGUAUCCGGAGGGCCACACAUAGUUCGGAUCCUCACCAUCUAUGAAAACAUGUAUCGUGGGAAAAAAUGUCUUCUCAUAAUUAUGGAAUGUAUGGAGGGGGGAGAGCUCUUCAGCAGAAUUCAGGCCAGAGGAGACCAGGCCUUCACUGAGCGAGAGGCCUCUGAGAUCAUGAGAGACAUCGGCACAGCCAUCCAGUAUCUUCACAACAUGAACAUCGCACACAGAGACAUCAAGCCAGAGAACCUGCUCUACAACAGUAAAGAAGACAUUGGAGUUCUCAAACUAACCGAUUUUGGCUUCGCUAAAGAGACUUCACUGCAUAACCUGUUACAGACGCCCUGCUACACGCCAUAUUACGUAGCACCGGAGGUUUUAGGCCCUGAGAAAUACGACAAAUCAUGUGAUAUGUGGUCUCUUGGUGUGAUCAUGUACAUCCUGUUGUGUGGGUUCCCACCGUUCUACUCCAACACAGGACAGGCCAUUUCACCGGGUAUGAAGCGGCGGAUCCGCAUGGGCCAGUACGAGUUUCCCAAACCAGAGUGGACUGACGUGUCUGAGGAUGCCAAACAGUUGAUUAACCAACUUUUGAAGACUGACCCCAAUGAAAGAAUGACCAUUGAACAAUUCAUGAACCACCCCUGGAUCAAUCAAUCCAUGGUGGUUCCCCAAACGCCACUCCACACCACACGAGUGCUCACGGAGGACAGCGAGAUGUGGGACGAGGUCAAGGAAGAGUUAACCAGUGCGUUGGCCACCAUGCGUGUAGAUUAUGAGCAGGUGAAGAUUAAAGACUUAGAUGCCUCCAGUAACCCCUUGCUGAACAAGAGACGCAAGAAAGCGGCGACAGGGGAGAAGAGUGGAGGAAGCGGAUGCAGUAGCCAAUGAGGGACUGGAGAUGGACGAUAGACAGAUCAAUGACACGAAGGAAAGUGCAAGAUCAGACAGAGGGAACGGAAACAGAGGGAGAGAUGGGCUCUCCAAAAGAAGAACAGAAGAUGGCUGGAUUAAUAGAAAAAAGGCAAGAAAAGCAGACAAUUUCAUUGAUAAUCAGGAAAAAAAGAGGAAUAAUUGGAGGGAAUGCACAUGUACACAAAGGAAGUCCUUGUUUCUACCACCAGCACUGAAGGACUGAAAAAGCUGCUUCAGCUCUGUGUGUGUGUGUGUGUGUGUGUGUGUACCGUUUGUGAGUGUUCAUUUACUUUAUAUGUGUCUUUUUUGUGUACUGAUCUAUUACUUGAUGCGCACCUCUCGCACUGUGUAUGUUAUGUGUAUUUAAGAUGUGUUUUAGUCAUCAGUCCGAUCGUGCAGUUCACUCCAGAGACGUCAUUUGUUGUUGAUUUUUGGCUUUUGUUAUCGGCCCUUUUUAUUGCAAAAUAAACAUUUUCAAUAAGUUUUCCGA
Molecule: messenger RNA, 2250 nt
Organism: Pimephales promelas (fathead minnow)
Lineage: Eukaryota; Metazoa; Chordata; Actinopteri; Cypriniformes; Leuciscidae
Gene: mapkapk3
Product: MAPK activated protein kinase 3
Biological process (GO): protein phosphorylation
Molecular function (GO): ATP binding; protein kinase activity
Source: RefSeq, a predicted model, not a curated record